CCAAUCAACCACCAUGCUGCUAUUCGCGUGGAUCACGUGAUUGGAUUACGUAUCAUUAAUAUCAGCGACACACCCUUACGAACUCAGUCAGGACAAAGAACGAUAGAAGGGCGAUUGGACAGUGUCGGAUAUUCAGAUAUUGCCAUCAUAUGCUGACACUCGGCGACACAUUGACACUACGUUUGGACAAAAUCGAACCGAAAUGACGAGAUUACGUAUAAUAGUUUGUUCAAUUUUCUGCGUUUGGAGCUUUGUGGAUGUGAACGCUUUUCUGUUGGAGGAUCCAUCACCAAUUUGCCGGACCAAUCAAGAUGCAGACCCGUUGAUAAACGGAGACAGUCAAAAUGCAGUGCGAAACUUCCUGCGCGCCAUCAACGACAAGGGGUUCUUUGCGGUCAGAGGGGAUACGCAGCAUACUACCGGUGGUUGUAGGCGCGAAAUUGGCGAUAAAAAACAUAGGCGUCUUUAUCACAACAGAAUGUUGACUCUAGAUUGCUGGGAGCCGUCCGAGUGCACUAUGGUAGAGGAUGGAGAGUUCUUUCAACUAAUUCCCACCACUUCUUUGAACAGGAUGCCUGUCCGAUCCCGUACGGUACCCCUUCCUCUAGACGAACACGAGACAGCUUCUUACACGUUCCUACCAAUGGUGUCGCGGCACAAUAUUCUUUUUGUCACCGCCAUGUUGUCAGGAUGAAGCUUCUUCGUCACUAAAUCAAAUAAUCUGGGCUGUAAUCUUGUUGUGAUCCAUACUAACUUCCGUUGCAAUGAUACAACGGCUACCGGGACGGACGUUAACCACCUACAAGCAAUGGCCGUGCUCGAAGAAGUCCAAAGCGCCAAUCCGAGCUGUAGAUAUCAUAUUGACCGAAGAUGGGCAGUUGAUUAUUGGGAGCCUGCCAUAACAGCUGCAAGGUACGACUACGGUCAGAAAAUAUAUUAUUACAGUUUGGAUGACGGCAACUACAGAUUCCUGUAUGGGUUCUAUUUCGGCAAUGGAUGGGAGUUUUGUAUCAAGAUUGCAAGACAAAGUCCCCCGAUACCAACAUGCUUCCAGAUCUGAGAAUCAAUGAAAUCCGAAAAUGUUCGAACCAAAAAUAAUCUUGAAAUAUAUAUGAAGAAAGCCUUUAAACUAAGAAACUUGUGUAAUCUCUAUUAUGGUUAUCCUUAGACAAUCAGAACAUUCGUACAUAACCAUUUUAUGUAGAUUUAUCAUGAAAAUAAGAAUAGACCUCUCUCUUUGUUUGUUUGUAUAUGAAAAUGUACUGUAUUUUUAUACAACUUACAAGUCACUUGACCACUCGUUUGUUUUAUACAUAACAUGUAUGUGCUGUAUACUCAUGGACAAUUGUCUAAUGUAUAAACAUAUGUUUAUUAUGUUAAAAAAGUCAUCUUUUCAUCUUUUAGUAGGAUAUAGUUAUGAUGACCACGAUUAAUUGUUGCAGAUGUUAAACAUCUGCUAUAGUGAAGGGUUGGAAAAAUUGACACUAGUAUAUCGAUAUUUCAUUUUCUUGAAUGUUUCUCUAACUCAGCAGUAAAUAAUAAUGCAAAAUAAUACAAUUGCAUUGAUUAAACAACCUUCAUAUUUGCCUUCUUUUAUUGCAAUCUUCUUUAAGUUGUACAUAGGACACAGGUAUAAUAACGCAAAUAGAACAUAGUGUGUGAAUUGGGUUAAAUAUAAGCCAUUUACCCCACCCCAACACGCCCCGAUCGUUUAGGAAGAACAUUUUAAAGAGAUUUGAGUUGAAUUGGAAAUAAAACAGUUAUUUAAAUAAUCAAGUUAGAAUACAAUCAAACGUUGGUAUGUAUCAUAGAUUAAAACUAUGGUUUGGUAAUCAGACUGUUGUUCUACAAAUUAAGUUAAUGAGUGUCCAUUAUUAUGUCCGUUUGCAUCUAUUUAAUGUCGCAACAUACGAAGCUGUAAUCUAGCGCAUCUUCAUUAAUAAUGCUAAGUUGAACAGUGCUGAAAUAACAGAAUUGAAUGCCAUUGUUUAAAUUGAUAUUCUAAUUUGUUAUGAACCUUUCAGAUUUGCUGACACAAUGUUUGCAGAUUUUCUCGUUUUCUUCGUAGUAUGCAUUUCGCAUUGACUUGACAAGUCCUUUAAGUGUGCAUGUGUCGUCCUCUAUUGUAAUCGACAAUGAUUAACCAGCUACGACUUCCUCAAAUAUAAAUAGCGCUAAUCUUUGUCGUCUGUAACAUUAAAUCACGUUGUUUAAAAUGACAAUGUUUAGAAACAACAGAAUCAUUUGACUUAGAUAUGCAGAUGUCUGUGAUAUUUACAUGCGAAAGCUUGGUAACAAUUCCAAUAGCCAAUUUUUGCUACAUCAUCACAAUUUGUCAAAUAUGUUUUUGAUGUACAGUUUUAACACUACUUUUGUAUUACAUUUGCAUUAGCAACUAUACUGAUCUUAAUAUCUAUUAGCACAAGGGUAAAUGUGGGGAAAAGUUAUUCCGAAAGAUUCAUUUUUUGACUCGAAGGAUAGACAUUAUGGCGCUGUUUGUUAGAAGUACAUAAAUAUCGUUGUUCCAGAAAACUACUUAUCUAAAUGUUUUGCUAAGUGAAUUCACCUCGUAAGCACACGUAUGUUAUUAAAUGUUAUUAGGUAGAUAAUUCAAUAAAGUUCAUGCAUUGCUUUUUACUUGCAAGUUAAAAAAAGGUUUAAACGGAUAAAUAUAUUUCUGGGUCAAGCCA
Molecule: messenger RNA, 2690 nt
Organism: Dreissena polymorpha
Lineage: Eukaryota; Metazoa; Mollusca; Bivalvia; Myida; Dreissenidae
Exons: 4
Coding region: 203-694 (163 amino acids)
Source: RefSeq, a predicted model, not a curated record